Messenger RNA from Brassica rapa (field mustard), 3723 nucleotides. RefSeq lists its product as uncharacterized. Lineage: Eukaryota; Viridiplantae; Streptophyta; Magnoliopsida; Brassicales; Brassicaceae. The record is from RefSeq and is a predicted model, not a curated record.
UAUAUAAUAUAUCACUGAGCCGGAGAUUUGUACAAUCCCCAUGCAUGCAUGGCUGCUUUACAAGUGUAGAGAGACACUUUAUUCGUUCUCAACUAAUUAUCAAUUCCAUAGUCAAAACAUACCUGACUUGUGUUUCUGACUCUCUGUAAUUCACUUUAAACGGGCACACCAUGCAUAAACUAUACAAAGACUGCAGAGGAAGCUAGAACCAAACUAGAGUGCCGAAAGUUUUUUUUUUUAAUUAUUUGCAUCAUCACUAAGCUAUUGUGUUAACCAUUUACCAACAUAUUUCACAUACAAGUUUUGCAGAUAUAUACUAUCUCGUUCUUGUAGAAUAAGCUCCAGAGACUACAAGAUAACAGUUUACCCAGUGCACGCAUCACACAAAACGAACAACCAUGUGACAAAUUACAGCUAUAAUUACUUCUAAAGUAUACUUUCCGCUUCUACAAAUUAUAUUCAUACUUAAAAUCAGAAUUUGUGAGCAUAUAAUUUUAGUUUUAUGGAUUGAGCUAUCAAACGGUUACGAUAUAACAAUCAUCCACUAAUGAAACACCUUAUUAUUUCUGUAAUUGGAUUGCAAAUCUCAAAGGGCAUGGAUUAAUCAUAUCUCCACGUUAACUAUUUCAACCAUUGUAUUGUAAUCCCACUAUUUAUUCAAGUUAUAAAGUCUUUGAUUUGUUGAGAGCAUAUUACCAAAAUUCUAUAUCAGGAAAAUCAUCCAGCAAUUUUUUAGUAAUCCAGCCAAAAGUAAGUGUAUGUGAUACGUCAGUUGAUUCCACCAACCAACCCAAGAAGCGCAUAGAAAGCCCAUGAGCCAACGGCUCAUCACGUGAGACCCCGCACAAGCAUCCACGAGACUUUACCGUUGAAGAACGUCAAAGUCUAGAAUCCUAUGCUUCAACCACAUUUAUACUACGGUGGGUCCACCAUAUAUUGCCACGUGUACAAAAACAAUUCGUUCUCGCGUAUUUGUAUCUUGUCGGCAUACUUAUAUCAACCGUUAGAUCUCGAUCGCGCCAAAAAAGGAAAGGGGUACUUUCGUAAUUGUAAACGAAUUAUAUAAAUUAAAAUAAUUAAAGUGAAAAAAAUGCGCUGGAAAAGACAGAACUUCCCAAGUGAUUUGUUUCCCUCGUUGUCUGAAGAAAGGAACAUCCUCCUCUCAGAUUAUUUUCCCGAGAAAAUUUAGGAAAGAAAGAGAGAACCAAACCCCGAGACAAAGAUCUCUUCGCCGUCCUCAAGAUGGCGGAGGAUUUCGCAAGGGCGGUGGAAGAUGGUCUCAAACUCGCGAAACGCAUUUAUCUCGGAAACGACCGUGCCGUCGCGGCGCCGAGGCUAGCGGCGCCGAUGGAGAGAACCUCCACGGUGCAUGCCUACCUUCCUUCGUCCCCCAUGGUCUACGCGGUUAUACCCGACCCGGGAAUCGUGGAUAACCCGGACCUACCUAGCUACCAGCCUCACGUGCACGGCAGGUGCGACCCACCGGCUCUGAUUCCUCUCCAGAUGAACGCUAUCGAGCUAGACGUCGAUUGUUACCUCGACACGGCUCUUGUAACCGUCACCGGAACGUGGCGUGUCCACUGCGUCAUGGGAAGCAAGAGAUGUGAUUGUCGUAUUGCUGUUCCUAUGGGAGAAGAACAUGGUUCGAUUCUAGGUGUAGAGGUCGAGAUUACUAGAAAGUCUUACGCAACGCAACUGAUCGCGGCUCAAGAUGGUAACGAGUUGGAGAAAACGACGCAAACUCAAAGUGGAGGGUUCUUGAAACCAAACAUAUUCACUCUCACUGUACCACAGGUUGAUGGAGGUACCAACCUCUCUAUCAAGAUGUCUUGGUCACAGAAGCUGACGUAUAAGGAAGGAGAGUUCUUCCUAGACAUUCCUUUUAACUUUCCUGAGUAUGUGACUCCUGCUGUAAAGAAAAUCUCCAAGAGGGAGAAGAUUUACUUGAGUGUUGAUGCCGGAACCGGAACAGAAGUUAUUAGUAAAGGAUGCAGUCAUCAACUUAAGGAGAAAGUGAGGAAUGCUGGGACGUUGAGGUUUUCAUAUGAAGCAGAUGUUUUGAAAUGGUCAAAUACAGACUUUAGCUUUUCUUGCACGGCCUCUUCAAGUAAUAUAGUUGGUGGACUUUUUCUUCAAUCUGCGCCAGUUCACGAUGUAGAUCAGAGAGAUGUAUUCUCAUUCUACCUUUUCCCAGGAAAGCAGCAAAAAAUUAAGGCAUUCAAGAGGGAAGUUGUGUUUGUUGUUGAUGUAAGUAAAAGCAUGACUGGUAAACCUCUAGAGGAUGUAAACAACGCGAUAUCUACAGCUCUAUCUAAGCUUAGUCCUGGAGAUUCCUUUAACAUCAUCACUUUCAGCGAUGAUACUUCUCUGUUUUCGACCUCGAUGGAGUUGGUUACUCCAGAUGCUGUUGAAAGAGGCAUUGAGUGGAUGAACAAGAACUUUGCUGUCUCUGAUGGUACAAACAUGCUCCCUCCUCUAGAGAAGGCUGUGGAAAUGCUUUCGAAUACACGUGGCUCGGUUCCUAUGAUCUUCUUUGUAACAGAUGGGUCUGUUGAAGAUGAGAGACACAUAUGUAAUGUAAUGAAGAAACGUCUUGCUAGUGGUGGAUCAGUGUCUCCACGGAUACACACUUUUGGGCUAGGUGUAUUCUGUAAUCACUACUUCCUGCAAUCGCUUGCAAAUCUAUCUAGGGGCCAACACGAAUCAGUUUAUAAUACAGAUCAUAUCGAGGAACGGUUAGACAAAUUGUUUACAAGGGCUUUAUCCACUGUUCUUUUGAAUAUAACGAUUGAGCCUCUGCAGGUUCUUGAUGAAGUUGAGGUAUGCCCUUCAAACAUUCCUGAUCUAACGUCUUCAAGUCCGUUGAUGAUAUAUGGGAGAUACAGAGGAAAGUUCCCUGAGAAUGUGAAAGCCAAUGGUCUGCUAGGAGAUUUUAGCAGCUUUUCUGUGGAGUUGACUGUACAAAGUGCAAAAGACAUGCCUCUUGAUAAAGUGUUUGCAAAGAAUGUGAUUGACUUGCUUACUGCUGAGGCAUGGUUCUCGGAAGACAAACAGCUAAUAGAAAAGGUUACUAAACUAAGCAUCCAAACCGGUGUACCAUCUGAGUAUACUAGAAUGAUCCAACUGGAGAACACAGAAGAAGCAUCAAAACAAAGUGACACUGGAGGAAAGAAAAAGACAGCGAGCAACGGCGAGAAACAAAAGCUGAUAUCAAGAACAAUCCCACUGCAAAAAUUUAGUAUAGGCUUUGGUGAUAUAACAGCUACAAGAGAGAAUGUUCCACCAGGAUAUGGAGAGCAGAGAGCACCUGAUGCUGCUGAGAAGUUCGUGAAGGCUGCCUCGAGCUGUUGUGUCUCAUUGUGCAACAAAUGUUGCUGCAUGUGUUGUGUCCAAUGCUGCACCAAGCUCAAUGAUCAAUGUGUCCUUGUCUUCACACAGCUUUUCACAGCGCUUGCUUGCAUCGCCUGCUUUGAAUGUUGCACAAAUGUUUGUUGUGCAUGUGGUGGAGAAGACUAGUUAUAAGAAAAGAUAAAAAAGAUUUUAAGAAGCUUCAAAGUAAGUUUGUACAUUUACGUUACAGACACGACAUGUAAUUUCUGUACGGCCUGGUCAUAUAUAAAAGAUUUACUUCAGGGGAGAAAGUGUAAAGGACAGACAAAUCCAUGUGUUUUUUCUCAACUAGUUGAUUGAUUUCGAUCUAUUAAGCGAUUUUUAUACUGUAAA